Molecule: messenger RNA, 531 nt
Organism: Betta splendens (Siamese fighting fish)
Lineage: Eukaryota; Metazoa; Chordata; Actinopteri; Anabantiformes; Osphronemidae
Gene: fabp10a
Product: fatty acid binding protein 10a, liver basic
Exons: 4
Coding region: 94-474 (126 amino acids)
Biological process (GO): fatty acid transport
Cellular component (GO): nucleus; cytosol
Molecular function (GO): fatty acid binding
Source: RefSeq, a predicted model, not a curated record
AAGGUGUUGGUGUGCAAUCAAGCUCUUCACUUUGUGCUGAGCUUCACACAGCUGCCUCAGCCUCCAGGCCGCGUCCCAGCACCUCCAGGAAACAUGGCCUACAGCGGAACAUGGCAGGUCUAUUCUCAGGAGAACUACGAGGAGUUUCUCAGGGCCAUGGAACUCUCAGAAGAUGUCAUCAAGAUGGCCAAGGACAUCAAGCCAAUUACUGAGAUAAAGCAGACUGGCAAUGAUUUUGUUGUUACGACCAAGACCCCUGGAAAAUCCAUAACCAACUCCUUCACUCUUGGCAAGGAGGCUGAAAUCACCACCAUGGACGGCAGAACGCUUAAGUGCACUGUCAAUUUGGAGGGUGGAAAACUGGUCUGCAAAACAGGCAAGAUCUGUCACGUCCAAGAGCUCAAGGGAGGAGAGCUGAUUGAGACUUUGACCACAGGCUCAACAACUCUCACUAGGAAGAGCAAAAAGAUUUAACCUCAGCAGUGAAGAAACUAUUGUCUAUUUAAAUAAAAGUCUUAAUUAAUAACUGUU